Sordaria macrospora k-hell is the source of this 681-nucleotide messenger RNA. RefSeq lists its product as uncharacterized. Lineage: Eukaryota; Fungi; Ascomycota; Sordariomycetes; Sordariales; Sordariaceae. Gene Ontology annotation, biological process: protein complex oligomerization; response to salt stress; protein folding. The record is from RefSeq and is a predicted model, not a curated record.
AUGGCGCUCUUCCCUCGUGGCUUCUACGGCUCCUACGGUUCUGACCCCAGCUUCACCAACCUCUUCCGCCUCCUCGACGACUUUGACACCUACACUCGCGAGGUUCAAGGCAGCACCCCGGAGGCUGGCAGCCGUCGUCACACCCAGCCCGCCCGCACCUUCAGCCCCAAGUUCGAUGUCCGCGAGACCGAGCAGACAUACGAGCUUCACGGCGAGCUCCCCGGCAUUGAUCGGGAGAACGUUCAGAUCGAGUUCACCGACCCUCAGACCAUUGUGAUCCGGGGCCGUGUUGAGCGUAACUACACGGCCGGCACCCCUCCCGCACAGGUCGCCGGUCACCUCACCGAGAAGGGCGAGCCGCAGAGCCCUGCUGCUGUCCACCACGCCACCGUUGAAGACGACGUCGACGAGGACAACCGCUCGGUGGCUACCACUGCUACCGGUGCCAACAACCAGCAAGUCGCCCAGCGCCCAAGCGCAACCCAGACCGAGGAGAAGCCCAAGGCGCCUGCCGAAAAGUACUGGGUCUCUGAGCGCUCCGUUGGCGAGUUCUCGCGCACCUUCAGCUUCCCCGCUCGUGUCGACCAAAACGCAGUCAGUGCCUCUCUUAACAACGGCAUCCUCAGCGUCACGGUUCCCAAGGCCAAGAAGCACGAGACCAUUCGCAUCGCUAUCAACUAA